Molecule: messenger RNA, 1180 nt
Organism: Drosophila santomea
Lineage: Eukaryota; Metazoa; Arthropoda; Insecta; Diptera; Drosophilidae
Gene: beat-IIIa
Exons: 6
Coding region: 121-1152 (343 amino acids)
Source: RefSeq, a predicted model, not a curated record
GGGAGCCCCAAAACAACAACUUAAUGUCCAAAUGAAAUAAGUGAAAAUUUCACACCGAAAUUAAUAAAGACAUUAGUGCGUGUGGGCGUGGCUCAUUUGGGGCAUUUAACGGAGGCCAAGAUGUGUGCGCAGGAUCCCUUUACCCAGCACCAGCUGCCACACUACCAUAAAACCGAGCACCACCAAUGCCUCCAACAGCUGCGGAUGAAUAUGGAGCAACAGGACGGAGCUCCAGGAGUGAGAAAAUCGGCCACAGGAAGGACGGCGGCCACGAGUUUGCAGAUCUGGUACAUCCUACAUGUGAUACUAGUCCUAAUCGACAUUAGCAGCUCGCUGACAAUGACCGAGGUGAAGAUACCCAAUCACAUAAUGCGCCUGAAGAGCGCCACUCUGGGCUGCCGUUACGCCCUCGACGGGGAGUCCUUGUACUCGGUGAAGUGGUAUAAGGACGGUCACGAGAUCUACCGCUACGUGCCACGCGAUAAGCCCCCCGGACAGUCCUUCCCCCUGCCCGGAGUCAACAUCGAUCUGCGUAACUCCUCGGACACCCAGAUUCUCCUGCGCCGCGUCACCCUGCAGAGUUCCGGACUUUAUCGGUGCGAGGUGUCCGGCGAGGCGCCCGCAUUCAACACCGUAUCCGAGUCGGAGACCAUGACCGUUGUGGUGACUCCCAACCACGGACCAAAAAUAACUGGUGGCCAGCCGCGCUACCAAAUUGGAGACAUCGUCCGGGUUAACUGCACCUCGUCGCCGUCCAAGCCCGUCUGUCACCUUAGCUGGCUUAUUAAUGGGGAGCCGGUGCAGAAGGCGCACCUUAGGCAGUACGACAAGGUGGUGGUGAAUCGAGAUGGGUUGGAGAUGGCGCGCUUGGGUCUGGAGUUCCGGGUGCGGACUUUCCACUUCAAGAACGGCGACAUGAAGCUGAAGUGCGUGGCCAAGAUCAGCUCACUGUAUCUGCAGAGCAACGAGGAGAGUGUGGAAAGCGAUCGCCAGCAUCGGGCUCCGGCAUUGGAAUCUCGGGAGACGGUAGCUGCCAAGUCCAGCACGAUUGCUGCCGCCGGUUCAAAACUGACAUCAAGUCUGAUUUUAUUUCUGCCCCCUGUUAUCCUGCUGCUGUUGUUUCAAAAUUGGAACUGGCCCAGAAAUAGUUAACUCUUUCAACAUUAAGGAUCGCUAAAAC